AUGUCCGAGAGGGAAGUGUCGACAGCCCCGGCGGGAACAGACAUGCCUGCGGCCAAGAAGCAGAAGCUGAGCAGCGACGAGAACAGCAACCCGGACCUCUCUGGAGACGAGAAUGAUGAUACUGUCAGUAUAGAAAGUGGAACAAACACUGAACGCCCUGAUACACCUACAAAUACACCAAAUGCACCUGGAAGGAAAAGCUGGGGGAAGGGAAAAUGGAAGUCAAAGAAGUGCAAAUAUUCUUUCAAAUGUGUAAAUAGUCUCAAGGAAGAUCAUAAACAGCCAUUGUUUGGAGUUCAGUUUAACUGGCACAGUAAAGAAGGAGACCCACUAGUGUUUGCAACUGUAGGAAGCAACAGAGUUACUUUAUAUGAAUGUCACUCACAAGGAGAAAUCCGACUAUUGCAAUCCUAUGUGGAUGCUGAUGCGGAUGAAAACUUUUACACUUGUGCCUGGACAUACGAUAGCAAUACAAGCCAUCCUCUGCUGGCUGUGGCUGGAUCUAGAGGCAUAAUCAGGAUAAUUAACCCCAUAACAAUGCAGUGCAUAAAGCACUACGUUGGGCAUGGAAAUGCUAUCAAUGAGCUGAAAGUCCACCCAAGAGACCCAAAUCUUCUCCUGUCAGUAAGUAAAGAUCAUGCUUUACGAUUAUGGAAUAUCCAAACUGACACUCUGGUGGCAAUAUUUGGAGGUGUCGAAGGGCACAGGGAUGAAGUUCUAAGUGCUGAUUAUGAUCUUUUGGGUGAAAAAAUAAUGUCCUGUGGUAUGGAUCACUCUCUUAAACUCUGGAGGAUUAAUUCAAAGAGAAUGAUUAAUGCAAUUAAGGACUCUUAUGAUUAUAACCCAAAUAAAACUAACAGGCCAUUUAUUUCUCAGAAAAUUCACUUUCCUGACUUUUCUACCAGAGACAUACAUAGGAAUUAUGUUGAUUGUGUGCGAUGGUUAGGUGAUUUGAUACUUUCCAAGUCUUGUGAAAACGCCAUUGUGUGCUGGAAACCUGGCAAAAUGGAAGAUGAUAUAGACAAAAUUAAGCCCAGUGAGUCUAAUGUGACUAUUCUUGGGCGAUUUGAUUACAGCAUGUGUGACAUUUGGUACAUGAGAUUUUCUAUGGAUUUCUGGCAAAAGAUGCUUGCAUUGGGCAAUCAGGUUGGCAAACUUUAUGUCUGGGAUUUAGAAGUAGAAGAUCCUCAUAAAGCCAAAUGUACAACACUGACUCAUCAAAAAUGUGUUACUGCUAUUCGACAAACCAGUUUUAGCAGGGAUAGCAGCAUUCUCAUAGCUGUUUGUGAUGAUUCAACUAUUUGGCGAUGGGACCGACUUCGAUGA
Molecule: messenger RNA, 1326 nt
Organism: Pipistrellus nathusii (Nathusius's pipistrelle)
Lineage: Eukaryota; Metazoa; Chordata; Mammalia; Chiroptera; Vespertilionidae
Source: the annotation of a GenBank genome assembly